AUGCUCAAUGAAGAUGGCAGCUGGAAGACUCGGCUUCUCUGUUUGGGAGAGAGGUCGAGUGGACAAGUUGGGAGAAUAGCCGGCUACUUGCUGGUGUGCAAGAGGGAGCAAACUUGGCGGUUGGAGAGUGAGGUUGAGGGUAGUGGUGGUAGUAGUAGUGGCGGUGAUGAUGCCGAGGGGAGCCUGUUUGUUGUCGACGGGGGUGAGAGCGGGGGAGCUUGGAUAGGCGUCGAGGGGGGGUCUGUGGGAGUGGAGAGGUGUGUUGGUGUGCGUGGUGGGAUGCGUGGUGGGAUGCGCAGUGAGGGCUUUGGUGCAACGCGGUGGAGGGGCGCGGUGCAGGUAGUGGUGGAUGGGGGCAGGAGGCGCGAUGGGAGCGGCGGCCCAAGUGUGCAACAGGUGUGCAAUGGCUGCCGCGGCUCUGAGAAGAGGAGAGACGGGGCAGCUCAAGCGAGGGAGCGAGGGCGCGGUGUGGGAGGAGGCCCUAGGCCGGAAGGCGGUCAGAGAGGGUGGUCUUCUUAG
Bipolaris oryzae ATCC 44560 is the source of this 519-nucleotide messenger RNA. RefSeq lists its product as uncharacterized. The record is from RefSeq and is a predicted model, not a curated record. Bases 1 to 519 code for a protein of 172 amino acids. The transcript is spliced from 2 exons. NCBI's taxonomy places the organism in Eukaryota, Fungi, Ascomycota, Dothideomycetes, Pleosporales, Pleosporaceae.